AUGGAAGCACAGAACCAAACCAGUGCAUCUGAAUUCAUCCUCCUGGGGCUUGCAGAAAUGCCAGAACACGAGACUCUGCUCUUUUCUCUGUUCCUCUGCAUGUACAUGGUCACAGUCGUGGGGAACUUGUUGAUUAUCAUGGCCAUAAGCUUGGACUCCCACCUCCACACUCCUAUGUACUUCUUCCUCACCAAUCUCUCCUUGGUUGAUUUUUGCCUGGCUACCAAUACUGUUCCUAAGAUGCUAGUGAGCAUUCAAACCAAGAGCAAAUUCAUCUCUUAUCCUUGCUGCCUGACCCAAAUGUAUUUUUUCCAUUUCUUUGGAAUCAUGGACAGUGUCUUACUAGCCGUGAUGGCUUAUGAUCGUUUUGUGGCCAUUUGUCACCCCUUACACUAUAGUACCAUCAUGAGCCCAUGCCUCUGUGGACUGCUGGCUGGUGGCCCAUGGGUCUUUUCCUGUUUCAUCUCCCUCACCCACAUCCUUCUGAUGGCUCGCCUGGUUUUCUGUGGCAGCAAUGAGCUUCCUCACUACUUCUGUGACCUCACUCCUCUCCUCCGGCUUUCUUGCACAGACACAUCUGUGAACAAGAUCUUUGUUCUCAUUGUGGCAGGGAUGGUGAUAGCAUCACCCUUCAUCUGCAUUCUUGCCUCCUAUGCUCGAAUAAUCAUGGCCAUCAUGAAGGUCCCUUCUGCAGGAGGUAGGAAGAAAGCCUUCUCCACCUGCAGUUCCCACCUUUCUGUGGUAGUUCUUUUCUAUGGAACCACUAUUGGGGUCUAUCUCUGUCCCUCCUCUGUCCGCACAGCUGUAAAGGAGAAAGCUUCUGCUGUGAUGUACACAGCAGUCACCCCAUUGCUGAACCCCUUUAUCUACAGCCUGAGGAACAGAGAUCUGAAGAGGGCUUUGAGAAAGCUCAUUGUCAGAAGGGUCACAUCAUCUUCCUGA
This is a messenger RNA of Cavia porcellus (domestic guinea pig), 942 nucleotides long. RefSeq names its product olfactory receptor 1M1. Gene Ontology annotation, molecular function: olfactory receptor activity; G protein-coupled receptor activity. Gene Ontology annotation, cellular component: plasma membrane. Lineage: Eukaryota; Metazoa; Chordata; Mammalia; Rodentia; Caviidae. The transcript has a single exon. The record is from RefSeq and is a predicted model, not a curated record. Gene Ontology annotation, biological process: G protein-coupled receptor signaling pathway. Bases 1 to 942 code for a protein of 313 amino acids.